AUAGCGCUGUGAAGCCACCAGAUGUCAGUGUGGCGCUCUUUCACUCCCAUUAAACACCACCGAGGAGAAGACAGUGUAGUGGGUCUGACUCUUGUGACCCAUCGAGCACUGCUGCAGUGUUUUAUUGCUUUACAGUGUGUGUGGAGAUGUUUCUGUAAAAAUGUCUGAAUCUUCGUCAGAGCGCAGUGCGGAAACGCAGCCGGCAGCUGUAGGAGCAGAAUACACCCCGACAGAGGAGGAGAGGAAAGUGUUCAAACAGUGUGACACAGAGAGCUUCUGGUACAGAUCGGUGCCCUUCUCUGCCAGUGCCAUGGCCCUCACUCACAUGCUCGUGAACCAUGGGAAGCUGACGUCGUCUCCUCGCUUUGGGUCUCUGCCUAAAGUGCUGUUUGCUGGUAUGUGUGGCUACUUCGCAGGGAAGCUUUCCUACGUGAAGACGUGUCAGCAUAAAUUCUACAACUUGGAAAAUUCACCCAUCGGAGAAGCUCUUCGACAGAGACAGCGACAUCAUCAACGUCCACCACAACUUGCAGGUCCUCAGUCGGAGCUCAGAGAGGAUGACAAGCCCCAGUUUGAAGUGUUUCAGUCUGAGAGUGUCUCUGAGGCGCCAUAUUCUCCUCCUGAUUACAGCCACACCACGCCCUCAGCUCAACAGCACAGCCAUCACACACACGCUCUGCGUGAUGAGGAGGAUGAGCAGGAAGUGAAGAACAAACCCAUCUUUUAUGAAGAGCUGCGCAACAAGAACAGAGAAAACUACGACAUCACCCGGACCCAGAAAAUAGACAGAGGCGUGCUGAAGAAGGAGGUGAAGAAGAACAAAUAUGGUGACAUGUGGGAGGAGGAGUGAGCAGUGCGGGGGGGUCAUCUGUAUAUUCACUGAUUAAUAAUAAAAUCUCUAAAUGAAAAAAUGAUCAUGGUUUUAUUGGUAAGAAGGGUGUGUGUGAGAGAG
Messenger RNA from Tachysurus fulvidraco (yellow catfish), 952 nucleotides. RefSeq names its product OCIA domain-containing protein 1-like. The record is from RefSeq and is a predicted model, not a curated record. Bases 161 to 850 code for a protein of 229 amino acids. Lineage: Eukaryota; Metazoa; Chordata; Actinopteri; Siluriformes; Bagridae. The transcript is spliced from 8 exons. Gene Ontology annotation, cellular component: endosome.